AUGCUGAACGGCGCUGAAGAUUUUUAUUGUGCCGAGAACAUCAAUCACUUCGAUGCGAAAUCUAUCCUGCCAGGAGGUCUUUUCCAUCUUCCAGCACUGUCUGAUACCACCACUGCUGUACGAUGCAAAGGAAUAGCUGGGAUGCCUCUAUGGAUUGCAUGUCUUGUAGUGUGGUGUAUUUCACUUGUACUAAUAACUAUUGGAAUAUGGAUGAAUAAAGUAAUACUCUUCGUGCCUGCUUAUGCUGUCUGGGUAGCAACAUUUAUCUUGUCUGUUCUUUUCAUAGCCAUAGACAUCUAUGCGGAUCUGUUCUGUGGCAAGCCAUCAGGAAAUAAAACAAGUAAUUUAUUAUUGGAGAGAGCUUCAAGAGUGUGUCUACGCCUGAACGGUUUUUUUAUAGGUCACUGGAGUUCACCGUGUGAUACGCUCAUCAGACGUAAGGGU
This is a messenger RNA of Cooperia oncophora, 444 nucleotides long. NCBI's taxonomy places the organism in Eukaryota, Metazoa, Nematoda, Chromadorea, Rhabditida, Trichostrongylidae. The record is from the annotation of a GenBank genome assembly.